Molecule: messenger RNA, 2350 nt
Organism: Setaria italica (foxtail millet)
Lineage: Eukaryota; Viridiplantae; Streptophyta; Magnoliopsida; Poales; Poaceae
Product: arginyl-tRNA--protein transferase 2
Exons: 6
Coding region: 118-2028 (636 amino acids)
Biological process (GO): protein arginylation
Cellular component (GO): cytoplasm
Molecular function (GO): arginyl-tRNA--protein transferase activity
Source: RefSeq, a predicted model, not a curated record
AGAUCCAGGGACCCAGCGGGGUGAUUCGCUCAAGUGCCCGACCACAUCGCCGAGCCCCCUAAACCCAAAGCCGUCCUCCUUGCUCCGGCGCGACGACGAGUCACCCGCCGCCGCGCGAUGGCCGACGGCGCUAGCAGCAGCGGCGGUGCGCGGGACGGGGGCGAGUCGGUGGUGAUUGACUACGGCCGGCGCCGCACGACCUGCGGCUACUGCCGAUCCUCCGGGCCCACGAGCAUCUCCCACGGUAUGUGGGCUAAUAGUCUGAAAGCUGAUGAUUAUCAAGCUCUCCUUGACCGUGGAUGGAGGAGAUCAGGUUGUUUUCUCUACAAACCUGAGAUGGAACGAACAUGCUGUCCCUCGUAUACGAUACGCUUGAAGGCAAAUGAUUUCAUUUGUUCCAAAGAGCAUGGUCGUGUACUUAAAAAGAUGCAAAGGUUCCUUGAUGGUGAACUUGAUCCACAGGUUGGAAUUCCACAAUGUAAGGCAAGCCCUACAAAACGCACGCUCAGUGAACCUUUGAAUUCACCUACCUCAAAAGUAUCCAAGGUAUCAACAAAUGAGUUUCAAGCAGCCACAUGCCCAAAUUUCUUGAAAGAAGAUGAGUUCAUCCGUUGUUUGUCAAGUAAAAUCAAUGAGGCAAUCGAUACAUGCUUCCAAGGAGGGAUACUAGGUUCUACGGUUCAACUCCCAAAAGCUGUUGUGAAGACUGUUAAACCUCAGGUCAAAAAGAAAGUAGGAGAAGCAGCGCAAGAGCAUAAAGUAGGAGGAGUGAUAGAUUUGGUGUAUACAUGCAAUAUAAGUUUCCAGAUAGUGGCUGCAGUUCGACGUGCAUUGCCUAAAGAAAACGGUGCUAAUCAAACUGAAGUACUAGCAGAUCUUUCUCCAAAUUCUGUUGCAGAAAAGCUGGCCAUGACAACGGAACGUCUUGGAGGACUAUCUGGUUUUGAAGUAAAGGCUUGUAAUGGGCAUCUUAAUUUCUAUUCUGCCACCAAUCCAGCAAUGCAGAACCAUACCGGUGUUGUACCUGCUCAAGCUUCAGACGACUCUAGUAGGUCAAAGCAGAGCUCUGUGAACAAAAUUUCUGCAAAACAACCUCAAAAAAGGAAAAGCCUGGAGAUUAGGAUGAGCACAUCUCAUUUUGAUCCUGAGGAGUUUGCUUUGUACCGAAAGUAUCAGACAAAGGUGCAUAAGGAGAAGACAGUUACGGAAGGCUCGUACAAGAGGUUUCUAGUAGAUACACCAAUCAUAUUUGUCCCCCCAAAGAGUGGUGAUGAUACAGUUCCACCAUGUGGGUUUGGGUCUUUUCAUCAGCAGUACAGGCUUGAUGGAAAACUUGUGGCUGUUGGUGUAGUUGAUAUCCUUCCUAAAUGUUUGUCAAGCAAGUACUUAUUCUGGGAUCCUGACCUUGCUUUCCUAUCUCUUGGAAAGUAUACGGCUCUGAAGGAAAUAGAUUGGGUCAAGACAGCACAGGAACAGUGUCCCAGCCUUCAGUACUACUAUCUUGGUUACUAUAUACAUUCUUGCAAUAAGAUGAGAUACAAAGCUGCUUAUCGACCAUCAGAGCUUCUGUGUCCAGUCCGUUACGAGUGGGUUCGCUAUGAUUUAGCCAAGCCUCUAAUGGACAAGAGUCAAUAUUCCAUUCUAUCUGAUUAUGCUACAAUGCAAGAUGAAACCCCCCAGCCUCAGAUCUGUGGCCCUUCAGAUGACUCUUCAGCAAAAGUUGACCAUCACGAAUCUCCCAGCGAUGAGGAUGAUGAAGAUUUCAACGACUAUGAAUCAGAAAUGAUGGUUGAUGAAGAGUUAGUUGAUUCAGAGAAAGCGGAUACAACUGAGAGUGAUUCCAGCAUAAAGGACAUUGAAAAUAUCACCCUAGACCUCAAUGGUUCUAAAGUUAAAUAUAAGGACCUUCAGCAAGUGUUUGGGCCAAUCGAGAGGGUACACCUCAAUGCGCUAGACGGGCAACUGAGCAGAUACGCCAAAGUUGUUGGGAAGGAGCUAUCUGAUCGAAUGGUGUAUUGCCUCUCUUGAUAUGCAGCCGUGCCCGAGAGGCUCCGUGAGCUAUGAAAGGUGACCGUGAGAGAGUCGUACUCGAUCAUUCAGAAAGAAAAGUCCAACUCGGUACUGUUGCAGUGUUGCUUAUGCCCACCGGCUAUUUCUUGUAAAAGAUGCGAAGAGCUCACAGUCGAUGCUGCCAUGACACAUUGUCUGGUCGAUUCUGUGUACGUAGAAGUAUUGUCAUUCAGGCCUUCUUUUCUGAUCGGCACGGUCUAUCGACAGCCGAAGAGGAAAGUGGCGAUUCGAUUCGAGAUGCCCUCAGCCUGAAUGGGCUAGAAAGUGGCGACAUCGGUAA